UGAAAAUCAGAGAACAAACAAAUCACCAGGUCCAACUGGUGGAGUGGACUCUGGAGAAGGCUCUUCUACGUACCUUACUCUAUAUUACAUCCAUUCUUAUCUCCUUCUCCUUCUCGCUCUACCAAAACCAAGACUGAUCAACCUCGAGCUUCAUCCAUGGCCUCAGCCCUUACUGCCGAGUUUUUUCCAGAACAUGAGGUGAGAGAGCAUCUACUAGUGGUUGAGGAUGAGAGGGAGAACGGAGAAAUGGAAGUGAAAUUUCGGAUUCGAGAUCUAACAAAAGAAUCAGAGAACGGAGAUCAGAUUCUGAGGGGAGUGAGUGUGGAUAUACCCAAGGGAAUGAUCGUCGGAAUCAUUGGCCCCAGUGGUAGCGGCAAAUCCACGCUGCUCAGGGCACUCAAUCGCCUCUGGGAGCCACCUUCUGGCUCUGUCUUGUUAGAUGGCCAUGAUAUCUGCAACCUUGAUGUUCUAGCGCUCCGCCGUAAGGUCGGCAUGCUCUUUCAGCUUCCCGUUCUCUUCGAAGGCACAGUUGCAGAUAACAUAAGAUAUGGACCCCAGCUAAGCGGCAAAAAGCUAAGUGAGCAUGAAGUACACAGAUUGCUUACCCUUUCAGAUCUUGAUUCCUCCUUUUACAAUAAGAUUGGUUCUGAGCUAUCUGUGGGUCAAGCUCAAAGAGUAGCACUUGCUAGAACUUUAGCUAAUAAGCCUGAGGUUUUGCUGCUGGACGAACCAACAAGCGCCUUAGAUCCCAUAUCGACCGAGAACAUAGAGGAUGUUAUAAUGAAGCUGAAGAAGAAACAGGGGAUGACUGUCAUAAUGGUUUCACACAGUAUUAAACAAAUACAGAGGAUUGCUGAUAUAGUUUGCCUUCUCGUUAAUGGUGAGAUUGUUGAGAUUUUGAACCCUAAUAAGCUCUGCGAGGCCAAGCACCCCAUGGCCCUAAGGUUUCUUCAACUCAGCUCUUGAACUCUCUCAAUCAUUGUAUAUAUCUUUUACUGUUUCUGAAUUAUAAUGGUCCGUUCCAAACCGUAUUUGAGGUUUGGAAUGCUUAAUGGUGAAUCCUAUAUAUUUGGCUAA
This is a messenger RNA of Humulus lupulus (European hop), 1077 nucleotides long. Its product is annotated as ABC transporter I family member 17. Gene Ontology annotation, biological process: phosphate ion transmembrane transport. The record is from RefSeq and is a predicted model, not a curated record. Bases 157 to 966 code for a protein of 269 amino acids. Gene Ontology annotation, molecular function: phosphate transmembrane transporter activity; ATP binding; ATP hydrolysis activity. The transcript is spliced from 4 exons. Lineage: Eukaryota; Viridiplantae; Streptophyta; Magnoliopsida; Rosales; Cannabaceae. Gene Ontology annotation, cellular component: membrane.